Psylliodes chrysocephalus is the source of this 435-nucleotide messenger RNA. Lineage: Eukaryota; Metazoa; Arthropoda; Insecta; Coleoptera; Chrysomelidae. The record is from the annotation of a GenBank genome assembly.
UAGUACAUAUGGCAUUCAGUCUGUAACAGAAAUGAAAUAUCUAGGAAUAUUACUAGAUCAACAUCUAAGAUGGGAUAGACAUAUUAGCUACGUUAUAAAAAAAUUACAAAAAGUGAUAUAUACCUUUAAGUGCUUAAAAGAAUACCUACCCGAACGAGAAUUAAAAACUUUAUAUUAUUCACUUGUGGAGAGUCAUCUUAGAUACGGAAUAUCAAUCUGGGGAGCAGCAGCUCGUAUUCACAUAAAUCCUCUGGAAAUUCUCCAAAAAAGAUUCAUAAAAAUAAUCAUGUCGAAACCUCGUAGGUAUCCAACUAAUGAUCUUUAUAAAAUAUCCGAAAUUAUGGACUUACGGCAAUUAUUCUACUUUAAUAUAUGCUUAAAAUACCAUUAUAGUAAUAACAAAGGACCUUAUCCGGACCAUCAAUACCAUACUAG